CACAUGAGAGCUGGUUUUGUCCACAGGCUUCAUCCUCUCUCUGCGCAUGUGCAGACCGGUCGACAGAUCAAGAUGUCGUCGUCACUGAGCGGGAUGUUCUCCGGCCAGCAGCCGCCCGGUGCUCAUCCCGGCGGGGCUCCCGGUGGACCGGGCCAGCCGGGCUUCCCCGGUACCGCUACCAGACCCCCGGGGAACAACACGCUGGUGGAUGAGCUGGAGGCUUCCUUCGAGGCGUGUUUUGCAUCCUUGGUAAGCCAAGACUACGUUAAUGGAACUGAUCAGGAGGAGAUACGAACCGGUGUUGACCAGUGCAUACAGAAGUUCCUGGACGUGGCUCGACAGACAGAGUGCUUCUUCUUACAGAAAAGGCUUCAGUUAUCUGUGCAGAAACCAGAGCAGGUGGUGAAAGAGGAUGUGUCAGAGUUACGUAAUGAGCUACAGAGGAAAGAAUUGCUGGUUCAGAAACACUUGUCCAAACUGCACCACUGGCAACAAGUGCUGGAGGAUGUGAGCGUUCAGCACCGCAAACCCUCAGACCUCCCUCCUCCUGGACCACUGGCCUUUCUGGAGCAGGCCUCUGCCAGUCUGCCCCCUGCCCCUUUAAAACCAAAUUAACACUGUAAAAGGCACAGCCACAUUAGUCUUCUGUUGAAUGAAAUUGUUCCACACCCACAUUGUUAUCUUGAACUGUGACCUGCAAGUUACAGAAACGCAGGCUGGUAUUCAUCAAUCAUACAGUCUUGAUUGGAAAUGAACGGGAGAUGGAGCGAAUAUUUUCCAGGACAGAAGUGUAAUGUGGCCGAUCCUAAACACACGAAAGAAGAGUAUACACACCACGCACGUACGUCAUGUGAUGCGCGCUGUCAAGUGUCAACCUCUGAGAAAACAGAAGAGCAGUUUGUUGUCACUGCAGCUGUGGGGACAUCACAACAUAGAUUCAUAGUUUUAUUUCAACUUUUUUUUCAGUAUUUUGAUUUAUGUAAAUAUUUAUGUUAACUUUUUUACAGUAAAAAUAAAAUUUCUGAGUAUUUUGACUCUGAA
This is a messenger RNA of Sebastes umbrosus (honeycomb rockfish), 1041 nucleotides long. It is a transcript of the gene med28, whose product is annotated as mediator complex subunit 28. Gene Ontology annotation, cellular component: mediator complex. The record is from RefSeq and is a predicted model, not a curated record. Bases 4 to 615 code for a protein of 203 amino acids. The transcript has 4 exons. NCBI's taxonomy places the organism in Eukaryota, Metazoa, Chordata, Actinopteri, Perciformes, Sebastidae.